Conger conger (European conger) is the source of this 2015-nucleotide messenger RNA. RefSeq names its product aldo-keto reductase family 1 member B1-like. NCBI's taxonomy places the organism in Eukaryota, Metazoa, Chordata, Actinopteri, Anguilliformes, Congridae. The record is from RefSeq and is a predicted model, not a curated record. Gene Ontology annotation, molecular function: aldose reductase (NADPH) activity. Gene Ontology annotation, cellular component: cytosol. The transcript is spliced from 10 exons. Bases 45 to 1055 code for a protein of 336 amino acids.
UCUGUCCUAUUUAAGCUCACUGGUCGUCUGUUGCGAUGUAGUGAAUGCUGACAUUUGAACCACGACAGCAAACAGAAAUCAGAUAUUGUGGCUUGUCAUCUACAGAAAUGUCUAUCAAGUUAAUCAACAAUGCAGCCAUGCCUAUCGUGGGCUUGGGGACGUGGAGGGCAUCUCCUGGACAGUUGGCUGAAGCCCUGAAAGUAGCCAUUGCGACGGGGUACCGUCACAUAGAUGGGGCCUAUGUCUACAAAAAUGAAGGUGAGGUUGGGGCUGCCCUCUGUGCCAUGAUAAAGGAAGGAGUGGUGACAAGGGAAGACCUCUUCAUUGUCAGUAAGCUGUGGUGCACCUUCCAUGAAAAGUCCAAGGUGAAGGCUGCCUGUCAGAAGACCCUGAAUGACCUGAAGCUGGACUACCUGGACCUCUACCUCAUGCACAUCCCAAUGGGUGUGAAGGAGGUUGGAGAUGAGCUGCUUCCUCAGGAUGACAAUGGAAAAGUACUACCCAGCAAUACUGACUUCUUAGACACGUGGGAGGGUAUGGAAGAGCUGGUAGAUUUAAAGAUGGUCAAAGCCAUUGGAGUCUCAAACUUCAACCAUGAACAAAUUGAGGCCAUACUGAACAAACCGGGCCUCAAGCACAAGCCUGCCAAUAACCAGAUUGAGUGCCACCCUUACCUGACCCAGGAGAAACUGAUCGAUUACUGUCACUCCAAAGACAUCUCUGUGACGGCAUACAGCCCCCUGGGCUCUCCGGAUAGACCUUUUGCAACAGCUGGAGAACCAACUCUACUGGAGGACCUAAGGAUCAAGGCCAUAGCUGACAAGUACAAGAAGACCACAGCACAGGUCCUGAUUCGUUUUCAUAUCCAGAGGAAUGUGAUUGUUAUUCCCAAGUCUGCCACACCUCAACGCAUAAAGGAGAACUUCCAGGUCUUUGACUUUGAGCUUAGCGAGGAUGACAUGGCAACUCUCAUGAGCUUCAACAGGAACUGGAGAUUCUUUGCUAUUCCUUGGGGAACAACCCACAAAGACUAUCCUUUCCAUGCGGAGUACUGAGCACUCUGUUUGGCUUUGAAGGAGGAAGAAGGAUCAGUACCAUUGAGCUGAUCUCAUUGCCGUCUCUAAACAUUGCUUGGGCAGGGAUGUUCCAAUACAAUGUUCUGUGUUUUAUAUUAAUAUUUUUCUUCCAAAUAGUUUCGGUUGUGACCGCUUACUACUUUAAUCCCACGACUAAAUAACACAUCAUAAAUAAACUUGCAAACAUCGAUGUCACAAGCAAAAAUUGAAGUGUUUACAGUGACCUCCAUAAUGUUUUGGACUGACAUUUGUCUUGAUUUAUCAACUGAAAUGUGGUGUCCUGAAAUGAGGUGGUGAUGCAUAAAAAGUGCUGUCAUUUCUACCUGGUUAAAUCUAAAUGUAUACGAUACAGAGCCAAAUCAAGAAAACAGUGUGUUGUCCCAAACAUUGUGGAGCUCACUAUAUAUACCCUUUAUCCAUUAACCUGUUAUCACAUCUUAACAAUUGGCUGUGGUGUGCGCAUUCUGUGUGUGUGCACAGGCCAAUAAAUUCAAUAAGGGUUGGUGCUAGGCAGGACAGGAGCUCAAGAGGUGGGUGAAUUCAAGUAACAACAUUGUUCAGACUGUACCAAAUCUUGUGCUACAUUUGAGCCAAUUUUGUGAUCAGAUUGACGCACACACAGAAUGAGAGAUCUUGCUGUAGCUUUCUUCUCCUUGCAUUUAUUUUCAUACAAUGUCUACUUGCAUUGUUUGAGAUCACCAUGAAAAUGAUGUCCAAUAUUUAUUUUUGUCAAAGUUACAUGAUGUCAAUGAUGAAAUGCGCAGGCAGGUGCUGCUACUUCAAGGCCUCUGUGUGAAAGCAGGCCACUGGGCAGGGGGAGUGUUGGGGCACCCUGGAUAUAAAGACGGAUGUAUCCGGAAGUUUCAGGAGGUUCGCUUGGACUGCCCUUGAAAUGCUCUCCCCAUGUGCACAUUUGUUAAUAAAAUGUCGCAGAUUGGA